This is a messenger RNA of Venustampulla echinocandica, 2097 nucleotides long. RefSeq lists its product as uncharacterized. The transcript has 3 exons. Lineage: Eukaryota; Fungi; Ascomycota; Leotiomycetes; Helotiales; Pleuroascaceae. The record is from RefSeq and is a predicted model, not a curated record. Gene Ontology annotation, molecular function: protein binding. Bases 1 to 2097 code for a protein of 698 amino acids.
AUGACACCCUCAGUCGCUAUCUAUAAGCCUCCGGCCGAAGUAUUGGAUAGAAUCCUUAUGCUCCUGGCGGGCGAUGCGGACUGGAAGUUGGUGAGCAGGAGGAAGAUGCCUGUGACUACCCAACAGCUUGCGACCAGUUUUCCAGAGGGUGGCUUGAGAAAUAUGCUCAACUUUCGUCUGGUCUGUAGAAGGUUUAACGAUAUCUAUAAGCUUCGAUUCUGUCCAUCCCCCCCUAUCUUGAGACUGCCCAAGGAGUGCCUACGAAAUAUCUUGGAUUAUCUGAGUCCUGACCCAAGGGAUACCAACAACUUCAGGCUGGUGAAUAAGAGGUUCGAUGUUAUUUACAGGCUUCGCUUUCAUUCGAGCCCUGCUAUUUUUAAACUACCGGCCGAGGUUCUAGAUUAUAUCCUCGACUACGUUGCCCACAAACCAAGGGGCAUGGUAAAGAUCGAGAAUAGAAGCUCGCUCAGCUUAGAGAGCUUCGCCGAUAUUAAGACUCCAAAUGAGACAAAUCAGCUUAAAAACCUAAGACUGGUCUGUCGGAAGUUUGCGGAGCUGGGUCUUCAACGGUUGUUCGCACGCUUCACCACUAGAUUUUCCCUUGAAGGCUUCGAGGUGCUGCAAAAAAUUGCAGAACAACGACAUAUAGCAACCAAGGUCAAAAGAUUCACAUACAUGGUUCCUCGCUUCCAUCUCCAAGACAAAGCAGGUUUUGAAAGGCUCCUUCAACGGCAACACGCCGAAACAGAGAAUAAUUUGGGGAGACUGAAUCGAGAGUUGCAAAGAACCGAGCGCCCCCGGCUCGAAAGAUUGCAAUCAGAACAUACAACGAUGCAGAUCCGCGCCAGGAUUAAGCACAGUAGGCACCUUGAAAGUCGGAUUCUAGAGGCCAAGCAACGAGCCGAUAACCAGAACAGAAUUACAGAAGACGGAAUCGAUUCACGGGGGCUCUUAUUUGCAUUCAGGGUAUUCAGGGGCCUUGAGCAAAUAAGGUUAUUGCGGCUCGAGGAUGAGCAUGAUGCAAACUGGGCAAGGUUUUUAAGAGAUCGUCACCAAGCAAAAUUUAGCUGGACUCGGGCCUGUGAGCAAGCAGCGACGGCAUUGACUCUGGCGUUUUUACAAUCAAAUGCCAAGCUCAGGCGCUUCUCUUGCCGUUUCGUCGACCUUGGAGCACCAUUGUCGUUGACACGUAGCUCUAAACUUGCCAUAUCCAAAGUUGUGGAGCGAUUAGAAUGCUUAGAGUUACAACUGGUGAACGACUACCGGACAGACCUAGAUGAAGAGCUCACUCGGUUAUCAGAAUUUUGCAGAGGCGUUCUGAGUAGGACAAUCCUUCUGGUGGGGUUACAUAUUGGGUUUGGGCGCUACGUCUCAAUCCCGCUUGAAGAUAUUUUCCACAAGAUGAAGUGGUCAAACCUCAGAUAUAUUGGAAUACACAUGUGGUGCUUAAACGAGUGGGAGAUAAUCAGACUAUUACGUCGGCAUCCGAAUCUCAAGGCAGUACGUUUCAGAUACAUCCAACUCCGAUCUGGCAGUCGAUGGGACAAUGUCCUAAGAGUCAUCCGGCAUGAAUUUGAAAUGAAAUGGAUCAGUCUCUUCGGCAUCGGUUACGGCAGCCAAGAUCUAGGUGGGGUCGCUUUUAAUUAUGUGGACAGCGAUUCUGAUGAUAUGCAUUUGAGCGAUUCCGAAGAUGCGGAUGAGGAGACAGAGGAUGAAGCAGAGGCAUCGAGCUCAGCACAGGAUGCCAGCGAUUCUGAGGAUAUGGUCGAGAACCAGGAGGUCGAUGAAUGGGAAGACUCUGAAGGGAGCAAUGGCACCAAUAACGACGACGAAGCAAGUGAAGAUGAGCAAGGAAACCACAACGCAUUUAUUAGCGAUAGUGCGAUGGUGUACCAUUCAACAUUGCCGGAGCCACCUAUCACCGAUGUUUCCAGAGGUAUACUUGGUAAUUCCCCACAGUGCGACUGCUACGAAGACCUUGGUGACAAUGGGGCGACAGUACCCAGAUCUCAAUGGAAGAGGUGGGAGCAUUGGGCUGUCAGACGAUGUCCAAGGCAUAACUCCAGGCAGAGUGGCGAGGCGGUGCUGUCUUCGUAG